GCAUCGCAGUCGGAACAAUCCAUUCCUCGUCGAGAUCAACUUCUACGUCCGUCGAAGUCAGGAAUGGGAAAUUCAAAGUCACGAUCUAAGAGGACCGGGAAGCGGAACGAAGACGAUGACAGAUUGACAUCAGCCUCCGUCGGAUCUAGAGACCAGCCGCUCACUGGAAACGAUAGCUGGACGGCAGACCACGAGCUCCAGCUUCUUCGACGGACUAUUGAGCAAGAUCCGGAGUUGUUUAUUUUGAACAAUCUUAUGAUGUCGAUCCAGUUCUUUGAAAAUUUUGACGAAGAAAUAGCGAGUAUCAGACAAACUCUGAGUUCGCCUUUGGAGGAAGAAUUUAACGCUUGUUUGCCUUCGCAAAAGCACGUUCUCGUUCCGGAUGUGCUUCAAGAGCACUUGGCGCGGCGAGUCGACUUCACUUAUAUCGGGCCGACGAUGAUACCCUCGGUGGAGCGUCUCCAGCCGAUCAGGGUCUACGUCGUCCACGAUAACAUCGAGGUCUCGGAGCAGAGUGUCGCGUCUCCUUACUGCUGCGUAAACGAGACGGUAACUUACAGUAUGCAGUUGAAGGCGAGCAAACAUAAAGGAUAUGCGUUGCUGCAGCGGCUGGAAGUUAAUCCCAGGAGGAAAACUCGACAGAGUGUUAAUGUGCUGUACAGUGACGGUGAUAGUUAUUACAAUGGUAGUAAAGCAAGUAAAGAUAACAGCUCGCUGUUUGUGAAUCGCGAUAAGAAAUCUGACGGAAGCGGAAGCUCUAACUUAACCGCUUCGUCUUUGAAUCUCAAUGACGAAGAUAGUGUCUACGAUGAGAGGGACAAUUUAAAUCCAAAUGUCGGAAAAGUUAAAAAGGAGCAGCAGAGAAAGCAAAUUAAUGGGCGAGGAGGCGGAAGAGUCAGGCAGAUAAGAGCUAAAGUCUUCAAUGGAACUAGUUCUGCAGAAAGCACCAGUUCUGGUUACAAGUCCAGUAAUUACGCGAUUGACAGCGACAGUGACAGUUAUGCAGUUUCUACCGUCGGAGACCCAGUUGCUGAUUCAGAGGGACCAGUGUCAAGCUCAGAAAUACCUCGAGAGUGUUUUCAAAUUUACGAUCCACGGAAACCGCGAGUGCUAAAUAAUCUUAACAGUAAGGACAAGAAGAUAAGAGGGAUUAUCCACAGUCGGAAGUAUGAUGUCUGGUACUUGAACAGUUCCAAGUUCAUGGAUCAUUUUUAUCAAUUUUUUACCAACGGGUUGUCUGAUUUAAUGGGGUUUGACGCAGAUGAAGAUGAAGGACCACUGGGAGCAAUAAUUUAUCGAGAUAAAAUAGAACCGCUGGAGCAGAUUAUUGGAACGAAAGAUGACCAGUUUGCUAUUAUACCUUGUAUCUGGUCACCCUGGCCAGAAAUCGCGGACGAAUGGCUGGACCGACCGCGGACCACGUGGCCUGACUACGACGUAAUUGAAAAAAUAAAGGAAAUUGGCUGCUACAUCAUUCCCGAGGGCUACACGGAGCAAAAUGGAAAUAACGACGCGAAAAAUCUGGAGUGGGAACUUACUUUUCCCGCAGCAGAACGGUAUCUAGAGACUUGCAUGACUUAUUCGCAAGUCCGGGUAUAUUUCAUGGCCCUGGUGCUCCAGAAGACUUUUAUCCGUCCGAUAGACUCGUUUGUGGGCCUGACGGCGAAUCAUAUGAGACAUCAUAUGUUUUGGAUGAUUGAAGAGCUGGAUACACCUUCCAAGUGGAUGGACAAUCGCAUGGGCGAGUGCUUGAUGACCUUCUUGGGGAAACUCUACGAUUCUAUUAGCCAGGAUGAUCCUGUAAUGCCGGACUACUUUAUUAAAGAUAAGAAUCUAUUUCCGGCUAAGAAAUAUCUGCUUAGAACCCAGAAACAGCUGAAAAGAAUUUUGGAGAACCCGGUGAUGUUUUUUAUUCACGCGAUGCAAAAUAUUAAACACAGCAGGAGUUUUUUUCCAAAGCUAGACUACGCGACGCUGCUCAGGAUACUAACUGACGAUAUUCUGAUGCUUGUUAACCCGCAUUUGUAUCCAAGCAGAACAAUUAAGGCUCAAUCGAAGAGCGCUGAGACGCUGGAACAAAUUUAUGAGCCUACCGGAGGAUUUUGGGACAGCGCCAAAAAAGAAAAAAAUCAACGUUUUGUUAGAAAAACUGUUACCAGUAAAAAUCUUAUUGACGCAAAAACUUCUUAUGAUCUUAUUUUAGAAAUUACGGUAAAAUGUGAAGAAAUUCAAUCGCAUAGGCUUUGUUUACUGCUGGACUUAUUUAUAAGACAUUUUAUAAAAAUUGCCGAGUGUUGUCACAAGUAUAAAUCGUAUUCGCAAAAAACGGUGUACAUUGAGCACUCGGAGCGACUCUGUGUGAUUUUAUCUAAGUACGACAACUACAAAGACGACGCAAAAGCAUACUUGGACAAAUUGCAUGCUCUGAAACGUCGCACGGCAAACAAUAAGUCCCAGAGCGAUCCUCCGGCGACUCCGGUGCGUAAUUCUGAUCAUCCAAUUUUCUCGGCCUCGCUCAAUCAGCGAUUUCAGCCUCCAGUUGAAUCUCAUACAAUUGUCAAUUUAGCCCCAAUUAAAGCUGAAAAUAGUAAUAAGGGUCCCUAUAAACUCGAUACUCCUUCAGUUCAUCGGAAGUGUGUCACCAUGGCGGUGGUUCACGAGGUAGAGUCAUCCUCGGCUUCGUCUAUUGAAGCAGUUGAGCUUCAGCCGAUAAAGAAUUCAACGAAAAAAGAAAAUUCGAGAAUCAUUUCGUUGGAAGAUGAUGACAAAAGCUCGAAAAAGGAAACGACACUACGAAUUGAUGGAAUUACCUUAAAACUGCCAAUAGAUAAAAGAAUUCCUUUCUCCGCCUCGUACCUGUUGUCUCCAAAGCAAGCAACUUCUCCAGUCGACGCCAUCUCAACACCCAAAGUAACAUCUGCUCCCGCUAGACGCGAAAAAGAAAACUGUGGUACCUUAACUCCGACUUUUCCGCAGCCUGCCAGUACAUCAACCGGAUCAACAGUUUCUCCGACGAUCAAACGCGUGGCCAUGGCGACGAAAUUGUGA
Cotesia congregata is the source of this 3048-nucleotide messenger RNA. The record is from the annotation of a GenBank genome assembly. Lineage: Eukaryota; Metazoa; Arthropoda; Insecta; Hymenoptera; Braconidae.